UGGAGGUGGGCUGUGUGCAGUAAACUGGAAUGCUCUCCCUCACUCCUCAGUGUAGGAGUGAUCCGAAGCAGGACAAGUUCUGCCUGCAGCUGCUGUUGGCUUUGUGUGCACUGGACGCGGAGCUUGGGAGAGGGGGAGGGUUAUCACUCCAGUUCACAGUGGAAUUACAGCUAUAGCGGCAGUAUAUAUGGGAUUGCUUUUUCUCGUCUUCCUGGAGAUGCUCAGACCCAAUAUAUUUUAAGGAAGAGAAAAGUAAAGGAAAUCUAGUAUGCUUCCUAUUUUUUCUCAUGAAGAAUAUCUGAAUUAAGUUUUACCUCUUAAAAAAGAAUACCUGUUCUUAUAUAACGUGACUGCGCCAGCUAUUCUGAGAAAGCAGCAAGAAGCAAAAGCUGGAAAUAGCUAUUUCACAGCAGGUAAUCAUACCUCAGGAUAUAGCUACUGUACAAAGUUUAUACUUGGAUAAUCCUGGACAGGAAUAAAGGUGGGGGGUAACUGAUGGAAAAACCUAUUACUAUACAGGCCUUAGCAUCAUGAAUGGCUUUCUUCAUGAGGAUCUGAAGUUACUAUCUCUGACCACAUUGCACAGAAGAGCCAAUAAGAAUUUUAAAGACAGCAAUUUCUACUAAGGGAAUUAAGCUACACAAAAGGAACCUUCACACAGAAACUCUAUCAGGAAAAAAAAAGUGCAUAGGAAGCCAUGUGUUCUACAUAGUAACAGGAAGCUGAAUUGUCUCUGGUCCCUACUUUAAUGAGCUUGCCUACCAUGCUGAACUGUAGCUGGAAUGUUCACUGACAACAGCGAGCCUGAUCUGGAGGUGUGUGCGGCAUAGGAUUACAUGAAUAAACAGUGAAGAACCAUUUCCAAGGACUGAACAAGAGUUUAUAAGUCCCAGUCCCUCAUCAGGAAAAUAAUUUUUGUGCAUUGGAUUUUCACUCAUGCAAAAUUUAUUCACAUGAUUCAAAAAGGGCUCUGACACUACCGUGUACAAAGACCUUAACACUGCUGACCAUGAUCAACCCAGCCUGGAGCAUUUUCCUCAUCGGGACUAAAAUUGGGCUGUUCCUUCAGGUGGCACCUCAAUCAGUUAUGGCUAAAUCCUGCCCAUCUGUGUGCCGCUGUGAUGCAGGUUUCAUUUACUGUAAUGAUCGCUUUCUGACAUCCAUUCCAGCAGGAAUACCAGAGGAUGCUACAACUCUCUACCUUCAGAACAACCAAAUCAAUAACGCUGGAAUUCCUUCAGAUUUGAAAAACUUACUAAAAGUAGAAAGAAUAUACCUAUACCACAACAGUUUAGAUGAAUUUCCUACCAACCUACCAAAGUAUGUAAAAGAGUUACAUUUGCAAGAAAAUAACAUAAGGACUAUCACUUAUGAUUCUCUUUCCAAAAUUCCCUACCUGGAAGAAUUACACUUAGAUGAUAAUUCAGUCUCUGCUGUUAGCAUUGAAGAGGGGGCAUUCCGAGACAGCAACUAUCUUCGACUGCUUUUCCUGUCCCGUAAUCACCUUAGCACAAUCCCCUGGGGUUUGCCUAGGACUAUAGAAGAACUACGCUUGGAUGAUAACCGCAUAUCCACUAUUUCAUCCCCAUCUCUUCAAGGUCUCACUAGCCUAAAACGCCUGGUUUUGGAUGGAAAUCUAUUGAACAACCAUGGUUUAGGUGAUAAAGUUUUUUUCAACCUAGUCAACUUAACAGAACUGUCCCUGGUACGGAAUUCCCUGACUGCUGCACCAGUAAACCUUCCAGGCACAAACCUGAGGAAGCUUUAUCUUCAAGAUAACCACAUCAAUCGGGUGCCCCCAAAUGCUUUUUCUUAUCUAAGGCAGCUGUAUCGACUUGAUAUGUCCAAUAACAACCUAAGUAAUUUACCUCAGGGUAUCUUUGAUGAUUUGGACAAUAUAACCCAACUGAUUCUUCGCAACAAUCCCUGGUAUUGUGGGUGCAAGAUGAAAUGGGUACGUGACUGGUUGCAAUCACUACCUAUGAAGGUCAAUGUGCGUGGGCUUAUGUGCCAAGCCCCUGAAAAAGUUCGGGGGAUGGCGAUUAAGGACCUUAAUGCAGAGCUAUUUGAUUGUAAGGACAGUGCAGUUGUAAGCACCAUUCAGAUAACCACUGCAAUACCCAACACGGUAUAUCCUGCUCAAGGACAGUGGCCAGCUCCAGUGACCAAACAACCAGACAUCAAGAAUCCUAAGCUCACUAAAGAUCAGCGAACCACAGGGAGUCCAGCAAGAAAAACAAUUAUAAUUACUGUGAAAUCUGUCACCUCUGACACAAUUCACAUCUCUUGGAAACUUGUCCUACCUAUGACUGCUUUAAGACUCAGCUGGCUCAAACUGGGCCAUAGCCCAGCAUCUGGAUCUAUAACAGAAACAAUUGUAACAGGAGAACGUAAUGAAUACUUGGUCACAGCCCUAGAGCCUGAUUCGCCCUAUCGAGUCUGCAUGGUUCCCAUGGAAACCAGUAACCUCUACCUAUUUGAUGACACCCGUGUUUGUAUUGAGACUGAAACUGCACCCCUUCGAAUGUACAACCCUACAACCACCCUUAAUAGAGAGCAAGAGAAAGAACCUUACAAAAACCCCAAUUUACCAUUGGCUGCCAUCAUUGGUGGGGCUGUGGCCCUGGUGACCAUUGCCCUUCUUGCUUUAGUGUGCUGGUAUGUUCAUAGGAAUGGAUCACUCUUCUCAAGGAACUGUGCAUACAGCAAAGGGAGAAGAAGAAAGGAUGACUAUGCGGAAGCUGGCACUAAGAAGGACAACUCCAUCCUGGAAAUCAGGGAGACUUCUUUUCAGAUGUUACCAAUAAGCAAUGAGCCAAUCUCAAAGGAGGAAUUUGUAAUACACACCAUAUUUCCUCCUAAUGGAAUGAAUCUGUAUAAAAACAAUCACAGUGAAAGCAGUAGUAACCGAAGCUACAGAGACAGUGGUAUUCCAGACUCAGAUCACUCGCACUCAUGAUGCUGGAGGCCUUGUAGCAGACUGUGUUUCAGUUUUUUUAAACCUAAGGGAAGUGAUGGUAGGAACCCUGUUCUACUGCAAAACACUGGAAAAAAGAGACUGGAAAAAGCAAUGUACUGUACAUUUGCCAUAUAAUUUAUAUUUAAGAACUUUUUAUUAAAAGUUUCAAAUUUCAGGUUACUGCUGCGAUUGAUGUAGUGGAGAUGCCUGAACACAAUUCUA
Molecule: messenger RNA, 3181 nt
Organism: Nyctereutes procyonoides (raccoon dog)
Lineage: Eukaryota; Metazoa; Chordata; Mammalia; Carnivora; Canidae
Gene: FLRT3
Product: fibronectin leucine rich transmembrane protein 3
Exons: 3
Coding region: 1010-2959 (649 amino acids)
Molecular function (GO): protein binding
Source: RefSeq, a predicted model, not a curated record